AAAAGGGAGGUUAUCAAAAGAGAAUACAUAUCGAAAAGAACUCAUCGGAUUUUCUCUCUUCUCUUUCUUCUUUAUAGUGAUUGAUCCUUGUGAACAGGUGCAGUACGAUUGGACGCUGAAUAGUUGGCGUUGUUAGUGCUGUCUACGCGUGUCAUAUGUAUUUCGUGGCAUUUUAUUAAAACGCAAUGCAUCCGUAAAUCUUGUGUUAAUCAAUCUGUCGUUGUCUGGAGCAAGUGGAUCGCUAAUAAAAUAGCGGUUUGUCAUAGUAUUGUUUAUAAAAAAUAUUAUUCCAAGUGCCGGACGGCAUGAAUGUUUACAACGCGUCGUCAGCGGCCACCACCGUCGUCGCCGCUGCCGCCGCUGUUGGAGCAGUCGAGGGUUCUGAUGAUUGGGUUGAAUUCUGUGAUAGACACGCCCGCGCUGCAGCUUCUGAUUUUGCCAAGGCUUUUUGUACAUACGUCAGCUUAAACUUGCCGGAAAGUGCUCGAACUACUCUUUCGCACCGGGAUUUUCUUAGGAAAUUUAUUGAUACAUUCUGCGAACAUUUCGAGAAUGAGUACCUUAGACGAAGUGCGAGAUCACCAUCAUUCCACGAUACACGUCAUGUAAUACCCAACUCUACUAGUCAAAAUAAUCGAACACCUUUACGUGCUUCAUCACAUGAGGAAUUUAGUGAUUACUCAGAACAUGAUGGCGAGAUCGUAUCACCUAAACCAACUCAUAAGCCAUUUUUUCGGAGGUUAUCAUUCAAGGGAUUUAAAAAGGGGAAAGGUUUCUUUCAUAAACAACAAAGUGAUGAAGUGGAACUUUCUCACAGUGAUUCUAGAAAAGAUAAACAUACUAAAUCGAAACUUUCCAAAAUUGUUGUCGAAUGUCGAAAGGAGGGAGUUGUUAAUACGUUAAUGGGCGAAAAUCCUGAUGGAACACAAAAGUGGGAAAAAUCUAGAUUAGCUCUUAUCAAGGCAAUUGGUGGAUAUAUGUUAGAAUUUUAUUCUCCACCAAAAGCUGUGAAACCUCGAAGUGGAGUAUUUUGUUCGGUAAUAACAGAAGCGCGUGAAACGACAGCAUUAGAAAUGCCUGACCAUGAAAAUACAUUUGUAUUAAAAACACAAAAUGCAGAAUUCGUAAUUGAAGCUCAUGAUUCCGCUGACAUGAGAUCGUGGCUAGCAACAAUUAGAUAUUGUAUGAGGACAGCAUUUUUAAACUCAAUGAAUUCAACAACCAAUGAUUCAUCUGGGGAUGGUUUAGGACAUUCAUCAACGGCAGGUCAAGAUGGUGAUCGUGUGAGAGCCAAUUCUGCUAGUAAAAGUUCUCGUUCUGGUCAUGAUCACGCUAAUGAUCUCACCAAUCCACCGGAAUUACCUCCUAGACUUCGUACUCGUAGUAAUAGUAAUCUUGAGCUGUGCUCAUCUCAACAAGAAAUUGAACAAAUGAGUGGAAAUGAAGGAGAGCCAGAUAUUGCCGUAAGUUUACGAGAGUAUCCGUGGUUUCAUGGAACACUUCCUAGAUCGGAUGCCGCACAAUUGGUAUUACACAAUGCUGCAAAUGGUCAUGGAGUAUUUUUAGUUCGACAAAGUGAAACGAGAAAAGGAGAAUUUGUAUUAACAUUUAAUUUUCAAGGAAGAGCGAAGCAUUUAAGAAUGACAUUAAAUGAACAAGGCCAUUGUCGUGUUCAGCAUCUUUCUUUCCCGGCAAUAGCUGAUAUGUUGGAUCACUUUAGGCAGAAUGCAAUACCAUUAGAAUCAGGUGGAACAGCAGACGUGAUGUUAACAGAAUUUGUGGUGGCAAAUCAUGCGUUACGUCCAGUGGUUCAUCCUGUAGCAAAUACGAAUCUACAGACACCUCAAGAGAGGAGACCCGCCGCUGUCCCGGAGCCCAGAGAAGUUCAAACAUAUGGAGGAUCAAUAAGAACAAGAACAGAGUCUUUGGAACGGCUUGAGCAACAAAACAGUAAUAUGGAUCAACAAGCAAUGACUUCGUCAAGCAAUAGAGCUAUUCAAAAUACCUAUAGUUUUCUUUGACGAUGGAUCCGUAGAGCUUUACCAUCAGGGUAUCGUUUAGUCAGUCCCCCAGAUUGAACACCUUUAAGGAUUGAGUAUAAGUCUCAAAUAAUGUUCCCUGACUAUUUUAGUCAAAGUUUUAUGCUAGAGUUUUUGAACCUUUCAAUGUCUCUAUAUUCUCAACCAUAUUUUGUCGAUGUCAAAGUAACUAUCAUAAGGACAGAAAAUGAACAUCCUAAGCUCAAUUUAUUCUAGCAGUAUACAAAUGAAAUUGAAAAUUACCAUUUAUAUUUUGUCCCUAUAAGACUGCCGCUUCCCAAAUUGAAUAUGUAGCUAUUUGAAUAGCUAUGAUUCAAGCUUCAGCUCAAUAUUUAAAUACUAAUUGCAUAAAUAAUAUUUUGAGCAGCCAA
Chelonus insularis is the source of this 2410-nucleotide messenger RNA. RefSeq names its product SH2B adapter-like protein Lnk (gene Lnk). The record is from RefSeq and is a predicted model, not a curated record. Gene Ontology annotation, molecular function: transmembrane receptor protein tyrosine kinase adaptor activity. The transcript is spliced from 5 exons. Bases 306 to 2021 code for a protein of 571 amino acids. NCBI's taxonomy places the organism in Eukaryota, Metazoa, Arthropoda, Insecta, Hymenoptera, Braconidae. Gene Ontology annotation, cellular component: plasma membrane. Gene Ontology annotation, biological process: intracellular signal transduction.